Penaeus monodon (black tiger shrimp) is the source of this 1256-nucleotide messenger RNA. RefSeq names its product recQ-mediated genome instability protein 1-like. Lineage: Eukaryota; Metazoa; Arthropoda; Malacostraca; Decapoda; Penaeidae. Gene Ontology annotation, cellular component: RecQ family helicase-topoisomerase III complex; nuclear body. Gene Ontology annotation, biological process: double-strand break repair via homologous recombination; resolution of meiotic recombination intermediates. The record is from RefSeq and is a predicted model, not a curated record.
UCAGCCUGCAUGGGAACCUAAGCCAUCGAGAAUGCUCAUGAUGCAGUUGACGGAUGGCACAAGUGUUGUACAGGGGAUGGAGUACCGAGUGAUUCCAGCACUGAACCAUAACCUGAAGCCUGGUACAAAGAUUCUCAUUUCGGGAAACAUUACCUCAAGGCACGGGGUACUUCUGCUAACCCGUGAGAACAUGACUGUGUUAGGUGGAGAGGUAGAGUCCUUACUCGUAACAAAUGCUCGAAAUGUUCUUGCUCGAAAACUUGGCAUGGAAGAGACACAGCAGCCACAACAGUUUGAGGAUGUAGCCCCCACCCAAGUUCCUCCAAGCCAAGCCUCUCAGUACUAUCCAUCGCAGUUAAAUCCUACAAUAAACCGGUCCCAAAACAACAGGGUUGGAGGACUUCAAACUGUGGCAGUCAACAGGUCACAGAAUAAUGUUACUGUACCAGCAAAUGACUUGGAUGACCUGGGUGAUGAUGAUUUCCUUGAUGCUGAAUUUGAGGCAGCCUUAAGUCAGAUAGAGAGCCAGGCAUCAUCUUCAGGUAGUCAGAAUGGACAUAUGAGGACUAACAGUAAUAAUCAGAGAGAUGCUGGGCAUAACAGAAACAAUGCUAAUGCAAGAACAGCGAAUGCUCAGGCUGGAAAUAGAAACUCAGGUGUUGAUGAAGACUUUGAGAUGGAUGUUGAUGAUUCUUUCUUCAAUGAUGAUUUUGAUGAAGAGGUCGUCCUGGCAUCUGGGAGACAGGCAAAGCAGCAGUCUACAUCUAAACCAUCCUCAAGUGGGUCUUCUCAGCAGAACUCAUUUCAGACAGCUUCUUCAAACCCUUUCACUGGCACAUCAUCCAAAAGCUCAAGUUCACAAGCAAGACCAAGUUUAAGUCAGGCUGCUAGAGCAAAAAUCACCAAGCCUCCAGCAAAGCAGUCGAGUCUCAAGAACUUUCUCACUAGACCUGAAGAAUCAGAAAAGGUUACUGGAAGAUCUAACUCACCUUCUGUCUACACUAUAGAUGAUGAUGAUUUUAUGGAUGAUAUUUCCCUAGACGAUGAUUCCAUGAACUCCUCUGUUUCCAAAGUUUCUGCAAAUCAGUCUUCAGCAUUAAAGUUGAAAAAUGCUUCAUCAGGCAAGGUUAAAGAAUUCAAAACUCCAGGAGUUCCAGUUAGCAAGAGGCAAGAACACAGGAGUGUAGCUGACACUGUGAAACAAGAGCCACCUUUCAGCUACUUGUGCUCUUGCCAGAAGUCCUGCAGUGACAAAG